GUUUCGUACCCCGAGCGACAGCUCUACGACUCCGAGAACGCAGCCGACUCGUGGACGAACUUUCCCAUCGACAAGUCGAGGCUGCUCAGGGUUGAUGAUCUGCUCAGGAAGGAGAUGGAUAUCCGCAAGUUGAGCGAGGAGGCUGAGGCUGAGGCGAUGCAGGAGGAGGGUUUGGAGGAUGAUGACGACGAGGAUGACGAGGACGAGGAGGAGAACGGCGAUGAUUCACUGAUGGACGAUGAGGAUGAGGAUCUGGAAGAUCAGGAUGAUGACGACGACGACCAAGACGACUCUGAGGAUGACUACGACGGCGAGAGCGGCAAUGAGACGGACGACGAAGAGGGCUUUGCCGAAGACGACUCGGAUGAUGAAGGUUUCUUCGACCUUCACCCGCCCAUGCUGAUUCCGGCACGUCCCAUCUGCGACCGCAGCAUCUCGGAAUCGUCGUAUAAGAACCACGGUACCUCGCCUCGCCGCAUCCGCUCUGCAACUCCCGAGUUGCCCGACAGCACCGACUUUGUCUGUGGAACAUUCGACGAGGAUAAGCCCUUGGAGGAUGCAUACCUAUCCGCCCUGGAAAUUAGGAAGCGCUCCAAGCACAAGGCCACUCCUCAGGAUAUCGAUCCUAGUUUCCCCACGUCCGACAUGGAGGAUUCCGAGCAGGACGAACCGGAACUCCGACAGGUCACCAGGAUCAACCACGACAGCUCAUCGGACGGCAACCAGAGCAGGGGACGCAAGAUGCGCGGCAUCAAGGAUCACUCUCCCACUCGCGGUGGUCGUGUGCAUUCACCGGCACCGGUUCGCCGAACCGCACUCGGUCAGUCACCUGCACCGACUCGCCGUGUUCGGUCUCGGUCCAGGCAUACUUCACCGCCUCCCAUGUCUCGUCGCAGCAGCAGGGUUCUAUCGCCUGCGCCGCCUCGUCGCCGCACGACGUUCCAGUCCGGACACAGUAUCGUCAGGGCGAGGUCCCUUCCUCGCAACUCCGGCAUCGCACGCCGCACCGGACGUUCGUCCAGGAUCAACUCCGCUGCGGGCUCGCCCCAGAAGGCCACCCGGCCGAUGGUCAUCCGUAGGGGAGCCAUGGACAUCUUCAAAGGAUUGGAGAAGAAGCGCGAACGCAGAAAGGCACGCCUCAACCGCAAAGACAAGGACGGUCUGUGGAAGGCCGGAGAGGGUGUCGAGAAGAUGAGGGAGCUCGGCCUCGAGAUCUGCGGCAAAGGAAGAGCCCGUCCGAUCUGGGUGAUCUCCGCCUGAAGGGAAUCCGUUUACUUCUCUGAGGGGUUUCUUGUGCAUACUUGACGGUAUUUUUUUUGUCUUGUCACGAUUAGAUGAUGAUCGGGGUCUGGUGUUUUUGUUUUGCUUUCCUUUUCUUCUUCUUCUUCUUCUUCAUGGGUUUUCUAAAUAGCCUUGUUUUAUUUCUAUUGUUUUUUCUUAUGGGUUUGCAUGGUGGUGUUUGCUUUUAUAUUUUUUUCUCUUCCUCCUUUUUUUCUCUUUCAACGGAGUCUCAGUUCUUCGAUUUGGUAUAUGGUUUUUGUAUUUCUUCCACUUCAUCGACCUUCCUCCUCCUCCUCGGGGGGGGGGGGGGGGGGGGGGAGGGG
Molecule: messenger RNA, 1604 nt
Organism: Tricharina praecox
Lineage: Eukaryota; Fungi; Ascomycota; Pezizomycetes; Pezizales; Pyronemataceae
Exons: 1
Coding region: 115-1260 (381 amino acids)
Source: RefSeq, a predicted model, not a curated record